This is a messenger RNA of Alligator sinensis (Chinese alligator), 7633 nucleotides long. RefSeq names its product podocalyxin like (gene PODXL). Gene Ontology annotation, cellular component: apical plasma membrane; microvillus membrane. Gene Ontology annotation, biological process: cell migration; positive regulation of cell-cell adhesion mediated by integrin; negative regulation of cell-cell adhesion. Lineage: Eukaryota; Metazoa; Chordata; Crocodylia; Alligatoridae. The record is from RefSeq and is a predicted model, not a curated record.
CAAUGCAGCGGGGCCGGGCGCGGGCUGCUCAGAGCCGCGCAGCAUCCCCGGACAAAGGCAUCCGUGCGAGCCGGCGCAGGCAGCAUGCGGCGAGCGGGGCUGGCGCUGCUCCUGCUCCUGCUCCUGGCCCGCCUGGGCUGCGGGGGAGAGGCAUCGACCUCAGCCACAGUUACCACCACCAGCACCAGUCUUGGCACGGAAAGCACCUCCGCUACCACAAAAAGCUCCUCCUCUACCGCUGCCCCAACAAGCUCCCACCCUGUCCUGGGAAGUUCCUCCAGUGCCACCAAAACCUCCCUUGGCUCAGAAAGCUCCACCCCCAGCCCGAAAAGUGUCACUCCUGCCCCAACAAUCUCCACCUCAAGCUCAAAAAGCUCCACCUCUGACCCCAAAAGCACCUCCCUUAGCACACAAAGCCCCUCCCCUACUUCAGUGGGUACCUCCCAUGACACAAAAAAGUCCUCCCCUGGCACAGACAGCUCCACCAAUGCCACAACAGUCCCCUCCACUACCCAGAAAAGCUCCUCCCUUGACCCGGGAAGUACCAGCCCUGGUGCGGGAAGCUCCACUCCUACCACGGGAGGGCCCCCCCACAGCACGAAGAGCUCCUCCCCGGACCCGAAAACUACACCUGUUAGUACAGAAAGUGCCCCCCAUAACACGACGAGCUCCUCUCGUGUCACAGAAAUCCCCUCCCCUAGCCCUGGCAACUCCUCUGGUGGGAAAGUCACACCAAGCCCUGUUGUGGACGUAGCCCCCACAUCAGCUCCUAGGGCAGCUAAGCCCACCGUGCCUGGGGUGACUCCGGCAGCUGGCACCCAUCCGGAUAAGGACCCUGUGACGCAUCCAACUCUGAAUACUACACUGUUGGAAACCACUGCAGCAGGUGGCAGUAAAGAUGGAAGCAAAGAGCUUAAAGAGGCUGAGACAACCAGAGGAGCAUCGGCAGCCACGGUUGGCACACCUGGGGGAGACAAAAAGGAUGUGACCACGAAGAAGGCUGAUCCUCCCUUACUGAAAACCGACUCAGCCUUGGGGGCUGCCACGUCUACUCCAGCUAACACCAAGCGUGUGUCUGAGCCCAAUUCUACAUCCAAGCCUGGUGACUCCCAACCCAAACAGCAGAUCACUUGCAAGGAGCAGAUACCGUCCAUCAAAACCGGAAAGGAAGCACCAAAGCUUGUAACCUUGAAUGCAACGGGAAUCUGUGGCGGGGUGGCACAAACCAAGCAGAGCGAGGAGCUGUACGACAUAAUCUGCAAAGCACUGAAGCCCACGUUCAACCGGAGCCGAGACCAGUGCACCGUGAGCCUGGCCCCCGUCCAGGGCUCCCCUAACCUCUAUGCUUUGGUGGAUGCUUCUGUGCUGAUAAAACCGAGACAGGAGGAGCUUUUUGAACUGCUGAAGGAGAAGAAGGAUGAAUUUAAGAAGGCCGGGAUCAACAACGUCACAUUGGCCGACAAGCAGCUCGGGGACGACGAGCCAACUGACCGGGUCAGCACGCCUCUGAUCACACACCAACGCAGGUCCCGCAGGAAGGACCAGACCAUCUCCUCUGCUGUCCCGGGGUUUGAAGGCCGACACGUAGCUGUGCUCUUUACUCAGCGCCUGACAGAAGAGCUGCAGACCAUGGAGAACGGCUAUCAUGACAACCCGACGCUGGAGGUGAUGGAGACUUCCUCUGAGAUGCAGGAGAAGAAGAUCAACCUGAACGGUGAGCUGGGCGACAGCUGGAUUGUCCCCAUGGACAACCUCACGAAAGAGGAGCUGGAGGAGGAAGAGGACACGCAUCUAUAAAUGAAGCCGGAGACCGCUAAGCAAAAACAAGGAAAACCCGAAACAAAAAAACCAAACUGACUACAGCCACAAGUGCCGUCACCCUAUCGGACAAGGAGGGACACGUGCCUGCCAGCUUUGCCGAGGAAAGAAGCCACGCUUGGAGUUUGCUGUGGCCUAAACAUCGCUAAAUCCAAACAUAUUCACUGUCCAGACUAUAGAGUGUAUUUUGUUUAUAUAUAAAUAAAUAUAUAUAUUCCUCUAUUUGCCUUGACUAGAGGAGACGAGAUGGUUUCAGAGAUGAAAGGCUUUCCCAACCAUUGAUGAUGGUAUCGAACUCAGCGUGGUUUGCAGAACUUGGAAUCUGCUUUCUCCAGAUCGGGGCUUCUUCUGUCCGGCUGGGACCUGGCAUGUGGCGUGUAACCACUGCCCGAGUUGAAGAACCCUUCACGGGCACCCAAAAGCCUGCGGCAACGACCGGGAACUAAAAUAGCAUUGAACGAAGAGGCUCUGAACGGGAGCGGUAGCAGCGGCACUAUCGAUGGCAGUGCUGGGCAGCGUGGUGGCAUACUCCAAGAGCUCCACCCUCCCCUGUGCAUCUCUGUUGCCAAUGCAGCUUAUGGUUUAUUUUUCCUUUUCCUCUAUCACGUGGUAAUAUUAAAGACAGUUAUUAAGCUUCACAGGAGAUAAAGAGAAAAAGAGUAACGCCCUGCCAUCACACCCAGCCACGUGAUUAACUGGCCAUUUCCAGAUUCUUGCUGGAAGUGCUGGGUAUUAAACACAACAGCAUCCCCCCAUCAACAGUCGCUCCUGGGUCUUCGGUGCUCGUAUCCUACGGGGGCUUUCCCAGCCUGUAUUGUGAACAGCAUUGACCAGGUCCCAGGCCAAAACUGCCCCUAGUUUGCUUUUACCAGCCUAGGAAGCCAUUUCGGUUCCUCAAGUCCAAUGGUUUUCAAACACAUAUCUUAACUGUACUCGCCGCAUUGAAGGGUCUGGGGGUCUCUUCCGACCUGGUGCAUGAGGCUGUGAUGCUUCAAUGCACCUGACUUCCAAAAGAUACCAUCCAAAGCCAGCAAAGGAGAUGCCAGCACUGUCCCUGCAAUUCAAGGGAACCAGCCCAUCUUUCCCAGCUAGCAUGCCAGGAGCUAAAGGACAAGUUCAGAGGAAGCCCCUGGAAGCUCCGUACCGUUGUCUGCAUUUGAAGCAGCACUAAAAUCCCCUUGUUCCAGGAUUCUUGCACCCAAAGGCUCAAAACAGACCCUCAAAAUUUCUCACCUAUUCAAAAAAGGAAUCGACCAGCAAUCCAAGAGGGAAUUGGUCUCUUAAUCAUCCAGUAGGCAGCAGGACUCAGGGAACGCAGAUCCAGUAGACCGCAAGAAAGCAAAGCAAUUUCAAGGCCACUGUGCAACCAAUUCUAGUACUGGGGGGAAAAACCCAGAAAGUUAUUGCCAUUCCCUCCAAACAACAGUGUGCUCCUCACAGCUCUGAAGACCCCUACCCAAGAAGGGUCUACCUUCUCCAUGUCCUAGCCCCUACCAUCACACCUGGCCUUGUUAGGGGAGCAUUAGCAAGGCCAGCAACUCCAGGCACUAUUCUAGGCACAGCAAACCUGCAACAGGCAUUUCAGCAAGAGCUAGAACGUGCAUCUGUCCCAUGUUAUGUUAUUUAGUUAUCACCUCUUCGCUGCACUUCACUAUGUUUUUCCUUCAAGGACAUUUCUGUUCAACUCCUGGGUAUCAAGCAAUAGGGAAAAGGCCUUUGAGGUUGUUCAACACCAAAACGGACUGCCGAGGUGCAUGGGGCAGUGCUUCCAGGGCCCACCGCAGUGGGGAGCCUACCAUCGGCAACCAAAAUCGGGGCUGGACCGAGUGCCGUGAGCUUCCUGCUCCUACCUCCAGCAGCCACUGAAUGAUCUGUUAUAAAGUGGAAACCACAAACAGUGAAGAAAACCCAGCAACUGGGAUAAGCCACAGCCAGCUUCCUCCUGGGGGAGCACGCCCGUGUCGUACCUGGGUCUGGGCAGCGCUGGCCUGUUUCAAGCUGUUCGUACAUCCUGUUGAAAUCAGCAGGCCCGUCUUUCCAGGACAGUUGCACGUGUGGGAUUGCUCUUUUCCGAACAGAGUCUACUUUAUUUCUAGAGAUUCAUAUGCCUUGCUCCUCACCCUGGUCCCAGACCAGCUUCCAGCACAGCAAGCCCAGCAUCCAUCACAUUCAUCUCAUCCUCUGCCCGGGUGUUGGAAGAAGGGAUUUAUUAGGGACAUUUUGGUUCGGUUUCUUUAUGAUCAGCAGAAGCUGCACAAGAUUAAAUGCAAAUGCAAAGGAGAGCCCUGCAGAUUGUUCACAGUCAGACCGUCCUGUUGCUUCAGCGAUCUCGCGCACGAACACCAGCCCCUCUUGGGUGUUUCCUCUCCCGAAGCCUACUGCUCUCCAAGGAGGCCGUUGAGAUGCAUCUCAAGAGACUUCUGCAUCCCCAGCAAAUCUUCACCAUCCCUUCUCCUCUCCAAAAGGUUUCCUGGUCCGAGCAUGGUCCAAAGGUUUAGCCCAAAAGGAGCCUGGGCUACAGGCACAUCACAGAUUCCACCUAGCCUACAUUGGAAAGAUUGUCACAGUAUCACAUAGGGCAUCUUUCACCUUCUGAGUUUGUUGGAGACCUGGGCUGGAUGGGCAGCUGGGAGCUGGGUUGGGCAGGUAGUCCGGAGCAUGAAAGCAGCACAGUGAAGACAACCAGACACGCAUGCAGUCUGGGGAGCCAACAGCUCCCAGCAGAUGAUGGUCGUUUGGACUCACUAGCCCAGACCUCUGGAUCCAGCCAAGCUGUUACAGAUGAGGGCAGCCACAGCUGGCUCCUGGCUGCCAGCACAAGCCUUAUUCAGCUUUGCACCGUUUGCAUGAGCUGCAUGCACAGCAGCAGCUUGCUCAGGUCUCGGCACACAGAGUACCAGGGUAGAGCUGAAAGAGCAGCUGCCUUUUUAUCUGGUCCACAUUGUUUGGGACUGGCACAGAUUAUGGUGGACCGAUAACUGCCCUGGGGGGAGUUUGCCCAAGGGAAGAGGCAGUUAAAAUGCAUCGUCUCCGGUAGCCACUUCCCUGGCAAAGGAGCUCCAGAGGCAUUGCUGAGGGUGGUCCACACAGCACGGUCGGGGCCGUACCGCAGAAGAGCCAGGCACCACGGCCAGCCCCUUCCCACCCAUGCUGGCAGGUCCCUUCCUACCACGACAGGUCAAGGGGGCAAUAAUCUAAACAUGAUUAUUGCAUUUGCAGGGGUUUGCUUUGGCUUCAGGCUCUGUGCAUGGGGAGCGGUGUAGCAAGUGCUUUUCCAGCACAAGCCCCACAUCCCCUGGCUUUGCUUACUUCCAGGCUCUGCUUACUUCCAGGCUCUGCUUUUGUGGUGUUGGUUUUUUUAAGGGCACUGCCAGUUUUUUUUGUAAAAAGUCCCUUCUGGCAGAGAUGGCUCUGCUCACAACGGUGUUCGGCUGCAUUUGCCUUCGCUUUGCCUGGGAGCCAUUAGAAACCUGCUCUCCUGCCACCUUCUCCUGCUUGGGUGCAUCUCCCCUUGCAGAUCCAGACCCUUGUCUUCAUGCAGGUUUUUAGCCUAGCAGCAGGGAGACAAAGCUCCUUUCCAGAAGGCAGGAAGGUGAUGGUAAUAGCACUGACAAGCAGUUACAGGAGGAGCUCAAAGUAGCUUCUGUCCAUUUUAUUUUAUUUUUUUAAAGACUGAAGGUCUUGGAUCCCCUUUACAUUAGUCUUCACCAUUAUGAACACAGCAUUGAGCUGGUGUGGGAGAACGGGGACAGGAGGGGGCAUGCGGAGGGGGUUCAGGCUGGGACUAAGGUGGUGCUUGGAGCAUGGGCCUUCCCUCCUGGCUCUCCCACUGCCUUGCUCCAUAGCCGGGGGAGACUCACUUCAUCUCCAAAGGGAGAGCUUCGUGAAGCCCCUCAAGCCUAUGAAACCCUAAGCAGCCCAGCACUUGGGAGCCUGGGACCUGACAGCUCUUCCCUUCAGGGAACGGGGCUUGGGGAAGAAAUGUCUCGCUUUCUUGGCCGCGGACUUUUGCCCAAACAGGACUAAGCACUAAAUUGUUCAUUCCACAGAAAAAGUCAGAACAGCAGCAAGCGUGAAAUAACCAAGAGGUUUUGGAUUCCCAGUCUUACUCUCCGAGGCAAAGGCACAGGCUAGAAGUGCGAGGAGAAGCGUGUCUCCUAGCACAGCAGGACCAAAAAAGCUGUCCGCAGAGUCCAUCCUCUCUCUUCUCCUAUAUAGCUUUUUCCCUUCUCUCUCCUCUCCGCGGGGUGGAGUUUGGAGCGAUCAAAUCCAUGUAUUGUGUGGCGUCUAAAUGUUACUGCUGUCGACAAGUCAAUGUAUUUAGUCCACUGGGCCUGUUUGUGCACUGCUUUCAUGGAAACCCUUUUUUUUGUUUGUUUUUUUGCAUGGGGCAGGGGGAGGGAAGGGAGCAAAUGAACCAGUCUGAUGCUUUGCGAGCAGCCCACGAAUGGAGGCUGAGUUCACCUUCAUCUGAAAACUGGUUUUUCCUCAGCAUGAGGUCUGGUCCACCCGUUUGAGAGAGGCCAUUUGAAGCCAAAAACUCAUGGCUCUCCCUUGCCAAAGGGAUGCUGCGAGUCAUUGCACUGGCCCUAGCGCCAGGAGGCUCCUGCCACGGUCGAGGGCGAAGAGUCAUUUCUGAGUCCAGCCAACGCUGUCCAAGCGACGGUCUUAAACCCGUGCGGUAUUCAAGGCAGCAGCUUCCUUUUCGUGCUCCAAUAAGCUGGACCUGCUCCUGUAAUGUUAUGAAAAGCCUUAAAGAGCUGGUCUCAGCCUUUCCACCGAUACUUGCGGUCCCAUCCACUCCCAAUUCUUCUAUGGGACAGUCAAGUCUAUUUGCAAGCGUGUGGUUGUCCUCUGACUAAGAUUCAGACCCUUUGCCCAGGGCACCUGAAAUGAGUUGUGCCCAUUGCAGCAACCCGCCCAUAUCCAGCUUAAUGUUUACCUGUGCUAGGAUCUCAUUAAAAUCCAUUAAAUGCUCUCUUAAGAGCCUUGAUGAAAUGGGUCCAGACCCCCCACCCUAGCAGGGUUGAAAGAAAACAGCAAAAAACUUUGUCUCAUUCAGAGCAGAGAUAUAAGUGCUUGUAACACGGCAUUGUUGAAGAGGGAUCAUACUUGUAUUUAUUUUUCCAAUCCUAUUUUUAAACCACUAAAAUAAUUUUAUAGUAGAUUGUUUCCACCCUCUAUUUAAUAAAGAAGGCUUUUCUCUGAAAGCUGGGGAAAGCCACAGAAUAGACAAUGCUUAUUGCAAAGUCAGCUGGAAAUGGAAACUAGAAAUCUUUAGCCUUAAACCUUCCCUUAUUGUAAAGGAGCCAUAAGUGUACACGUGCGACCAAAAAGGAAAAUCCUCCCUAAAGCAAGAGCUUUACCAUUCAGACCUGCUGCACAGAGAUUGCUGCCUUUGCAUUUUGGUAGGACUUUUACAAACAGCUAAAACCUUGCAGGAAAUGUGUCUGCGUUCAGACUCAUAAGGAACAUGUACAUAAUAUUAAGCCAUUUCUCUUGCAUUCAUGAUGUCCAACUGCCUCACGGUUUAUAUAGUUACAACUAAAGCUAAGUCAUGCGAUUUGUACCGUAACCCAGAAGAGUCUGCAGGGAAGCUAUUGCUAAAGAGGCUAUUCUGUUGACUGGUGCACAUAUACGCACAUUAGCGCUAUCUUGCGUACUGUAUAUUGGCAUCUCAGACAGGGACAGGAGUCUGAUGUACACUGGAAUUUACUGAGAAACUGGAUUGUAGAGACUAUAAUUCUUGCAUUUUCCUACAAGAUAUAUUUUGAAGACACUGUGUACUUCUGUCAAUAAAAUGCUUUUGUGUAAA